Acanthocheilonema viteae is the source of this 4995-nucleotide messenger RNA. NCBI's taxonomy places the organism in Eukaryota, Metazoa, Nematoda, Chromadorea, Rhabditida, Onchocercidae. The record is from the annotation of a GenBank genome assembly.
AUGAUUGAAGAAACGAUAGAUUUGAGUAAUAAAAUAGAAGCUGGUGCAAAAACAUUCCAAGAGCAUCUGCAAAAUGUUGCUGAUCGUAUUGUUCAGUAUCAAAAUUACUUCAAGGAAUUUGUCAAAUAUGCGUCACGCGCUAAACUUGACACAAAAACAAUGCAAAAAGCACUUGAAUUAAUGAUGUCAGUACCGGAACGUGUCACCGAUAUGGCAUAUAUCAGAAAUAUUGAGCAAUAUCCGGGUGAUCUAAAUAAACUUGGACGACUUUAUCGACAUGAUUCAUUUUUGGUUUGGGAAGGUGAGCAGGAACCAACUGAGCGUUAUUUAUUUUUGUUCAAAAACAAAUUAAUGUUUACGGAUAAGAAUAACAGCAAAGAUGUGCCAUCGUACAAACAUUACGCGACGAUACGUCUUGAUAAAUACAAAAUACGAAUUUCGGAAACAGAACCGGAUAUUUUCGAGCUCGAACCAAAUGAACCAGGACUUCCGGAAUUUCAAAUUCGUGCGAAAGAUGUUCAAUCAAUGGAAUUUGUCUGGCAAGCCUGGUUAAAAGAUAUGAAUGAAAUGAAAGAACGUAAUGAGCAUGAUAUGGAAGUGGAAACAAUCAGUGAAUUAGAUAUGACGAUGAGUGAUGCUCGAUCAGAAUUCAGCGAAUAUUCCACAAUUUCCAGAAGCUUGUUUGGUCCCGAAGAAGGACCACCACGGAAGAAAAUUAAAUCACCGCCAGUUAUAUCACCAACCGCUUCAACAACCAGCCUAUAUAGUGGUGGUAGCAGCUCAAUCGAUUGGACAACAACGGGUACCACACUUGACAUGCAAGGUACACGUGUUACCAGGACACAGUAUGGUUUCAGAACACUACAAGAAUCAUCCGCAAAAAUGUGCCUUAAAGUUACUGGCUAUCCAUUACCUGAAAUCACUUGGUAUAAAGAUGAUCAGAUGCUGCAUGAAGAUGAAAGGCAUACAUUCUAUGCAGACGAAGAUGGUUUCUUUGCUUUGACCAUAGAUCCGGUACAGGUUGAAGAUACCGGACGGUACACAUGUAUGGCCACUAAUGAAUAUGGACAAGCAUCAACAUCUGCAUUCUUCAAGGUGCUCAAAGUUGAAAAAGAAGCAGCGCCACCAGCAUUUGUAACAACAUUGCAAGAUCAAGAAGUGAAAGAGGGCGAAAUAGUAUCAUUUGAAUGUGAGGUGGAAGGAUGGCCAGAACCAGAAUUGGUCUGGUUGGUCGAUGAGCAACCACUUCGACCGUCACACGAUUUUAAAUUAGAAUACGAUGGACAAAAUGCUAAACUCGAAAUUCGCGAUGCGCAACCGGAAGAUACCGGUAUCUAUUCGGUACGAAUCAAGAAUGAAUAUGGUUCUGCUGAAUCAAAAGCAAAACUGACGGUGGAACCGGAUCCGGAUAAGAAUCAUGUCGCACCCGAAUUUCAGGCAGUAAUCGAAGAUGUCGAAUGCAAUGAAGGAGAUACUGUUAAAUUUAAAGCAGUUCUUACCGGCGAUCCUGUCCCAGAAGUGGUUUGGAUGAUCAAUGGUAUACCAUUAUCUGAAUCAGAUAAGAUCAAAUUUAUCAAUGAAGAUGGAAUUUGUAUUCUAACAAUUACUGAUGUUUCUAGACAUUUUGAUGGUACUGUUACAUGUCAAGGUGUUAAUCGACUUGGCACACGAAGUUGUGAUGCUCAGUUAAAAGUACGGGUACCACCAUCUGCGCCACAUUUUGAACGUCCACUUGAGGAUAAAAUUUCACAGGAGGAGCAAAUAAUUGUCUUAGAAACAGAAAUUAGCGGCUUUCCGGAUCCAAAUGUUUCGUUUAUGAUGAAAGGAAAACCGAUUGUAUCCGGUGAAAAUGGUAUUGAAAUUAUCAACGUUGGUAAUGGAUGCUAUAAAAUUGAAAUUUCAAAAGCUAACAUUGAAUUACAUGACGGUGAAAUUGUUUGUACAGCAACUAAUAAUCAUGGACAAGCAGAAAGUAGAGCACGCAUUGUUGUGGAGCCGAUUGAUAAAGAUUCACUUUCAGCGCCUACUUUUGUUAAAGAUAUUGAAGAUCAGACUGUUAAAUAUGGUGAAAUGGCUGUUUUUGAAACAUCCGUUCGUGGAAGUCCAAAUCUGGAAAUUUCCUGGUUCAUAAAUGGCCAAAAAGUUGAUAAGACAACAGAUGGAAUACGCAUUGAAAUACAAUCAGUUACAGAUCAUAAGCUUAUCGUUGACUCAGCAAAAUAUGCAGGAACUAUUUUAUGCAGAGCCGAAAAUUCUGUUGGUCGUUAUGAAACAAAAGCAAAAUUGACAGUAAUUUCUGGUGAAAAGAAAAAACGUGCACCAGAAUUUAUUGAAAAAUUAGCAGAUGUAAAUGUUAUUGAGGAAUCGAAUGCUAUUUUUGAAGUUCGUAUUGAAGCUGAACCGAUGGCUAAAUUGAAAUGGUUUUUGAACGAAAAAGAAUUAACCGAAUCAGAUCAUAUCAAAAUUCGUGAAUUUGACGGUAGCUGGAAAUUGGAAAUGAAUAAAGUAACAAUUGAAGAAAAUGGUAUCAUUCGUUGUGUGGCAGAAAAUUCCGAAGGUAAUGCAGAAACAACGGCGCAUUUGACAGUUAACAAGAAACCAUUAGCGCCACAAUUUGAAGAUCGUCCAAAAAAUGUUACCGUUGAACGGGGUCAGGAAGCUCAAUUCCAGGCUCAUGCAAUUGCAGUACCUGACCCCAUAUAUCAAUGGUCCAUUGGUGGUCGAAAAAUUAAAGAAACUACAGAAGGUGCUAAAGUUGAAACGAUCAAUGGUGUUUCAACACUUACAAUUGAUACUAAAAUUUUCGAUUCUUCUACUGUUUCUGUGACAGCUACAAAUUCCAUAGGUGUUGAUGAAACUGGCGCUUUGUUGACUGUACAGGAAAAAGAAGCAAAGGAAGAAGGAACAGAAGAUUUAAAAGAAUCUGGCGAUACUACGGUGGAAAAAAUGCCAGUAAUCAAGAAGGCACUUCAUGAUCAAACUGUUAAACAUGGUGAAAUAGCCAAUUUUGAGGUUUCCAUUGAACCAAAUGAGGUUGUCGCGGAAUGGUACAGCAAUGGAAACAAACUGACCGAUGGGAUGCCAGGUGUAAAAAUUUCUCAUCAGAAUUGCGAUUUCAAAUUAACUAUUGAUUCGACCUUGUAUGCUGGUGUCAUUAGCUUUAAAGCUUCAAAUAAAGCCGGUAAAGCGGAAAGUAGUGCGAAUCUGAUUGCUAUCCAGAAAGCACCGGAAUUUCUGAAUACACUCAGUGAUAUUUCGGUCAAGGAAGGAGAUAACGUGGAAGUUACUAUUGAGUCUAGCAGUAAUGCUACCUUUGAAUGGGCACUAAACGAGAAAACUUUACAGAGCGGUGUUGGAGGUAUCACAAUCAGAAAUGAGGAAAGUAAGAGUGUUUUGAUAUUCGAAAAAGUUUCGCUGCAACAAGCUGGUAAUAUCAAAGUAACAGCAACUAAUGAAGGUGGACAAGCGUGUUCUUCUUUUAAUAUGACUGUCACUGAAAAAGAUAUAGCACCUGAAAUUGUAACAGGACCAAAUUCAUUGUCUAUCAAAGAGAAUGACACAGCUGAAUUUCGAGUUGAAAUAACCGGAAAGCCAACACCGAUAGUAAAAUGGCAAUUAAAUGGACGUGAGCUAACAUCAUCGGAUGCAAAUAUUAGCAUGAAAUCGUUUGAAGAAGUUUACAUCCUAAAGAUUGAAAGAGCAAACGUGAAACACGCCGGUGAAGUGGUUGUUACUGCAGAAAAUACAGCCGGUAUGGUAGGCAAGGAAGUUGUUUUGAAAGUUGAACCGGAUCUAACAAAGCCAGUGUUUAAGACACAUUUAAUCGAUCGUAGCGUAAACGAAAAUGAACCAUUACGAUGGGAUAUUGCAAUCGAACGUCCAUACAAAGGAGUGACAAUGAAGUGGUUUUUGAACGGUAAAGAGCUAACAAACAACGAAAAUAUACAAAUUAUUGAUCAUGGUAUGUCAAGUCAAACUCACGGUGAAGGAAAAUAUCAUAUAACCAUAAAUGAAGCUAAACCAGACAUGUCCGGAACAUUAAUUGCUAAAGCGACAAAUUCCUAUGGAACCAGUGAAUCACAUGCAUCCGUUGAAGUCAAAGAAAUAGCUCGUAAACCGGAAAUUCUAAGACAGCCACAGAAUCAUGAAGUUGAGGAAAAUCAAACUGCAAAAUUUAGCGCCAUAAUUUCCGGAAAACCUAUACCAACAAUUACAAUCAAAGCAGAAAAUGCAGAAGGUCAAGUGGAAGCAAGCGCAAAUUUAACUGUUAACAAAAAAUCGGAACCACCAAAUAUUUUAGCUGAAAUGAAAAGUCGUCAGGUAAAUGAAGGUGAAACGGUAAAUUUUUCGAUUAAAGUAGCCGGUUAUCCAACACCAGAGGUAACAUGGUUUCGUAAUGGAGAACCAAUCGUACCUGGCAGCAAUAUCAAAAUUACUGAAGAGGAUGGUGUGCAUACAUUGGUGUUCAGUGAUGUUCUACCGGAACAAAGCGGUGAAAUUUCAUGUGAAGCAAAGAAUAGCGUGGGAUCCAAAAAGCAAUUAGCAACAUUAACGGUUAAGCCAACCGGCAGUGCACCAUUUUUUGAGAAAAAUAUCGCAGAUAAAUUGGUGGUGGAAGGAGAAGAAUUAAUUAUGGAUGCUAAACUUGCUGAGGUCAAACCUGCUCCUACAAUAUCGUGGUUAAAAGAUGGUAAACCAUUGGAGGAUGCUCGUUUCAAAUUAAGUCGAGAAGAAAAUGGAGUAUUAAAAUUGAAAAUUGAUUCUGUUGAACUAAAUGAUAAGUCACGGAUUACAAUACGAGCUGAGAAUCAAUUCGGAUCAGCUGAUUGCUCGGCAUCAAUUGGAGUAACGAAAAAGCGUCCGAUGGCAAAACCAGCUUUUCUAUCCGAUAUACCAGCAACCACAGUUACCGAAGGAGAAUCCCUCAAUGUUAAAGUAAUUAUCACCGGUGAUCCUGUACCAUUCACAAAAUGGUAUAUCAAUGAUCAGUAUUAA